AUGUCAGUAGAUAUGAGUGGCACGGGUGAAAUGAAGGCGAGAUUUUUCGAGAAAUUACAGAGUAUGCAGAAACCAAUAAAUUCUUUUUACAUUCCAUCGAUAGAGAAGUACGAGGCAUUGAUUGAAGAAGUUGAAGAUGCCAAGCAAGUUUACAAAAAAACAGCUCUUCAAUACCGACCUCUUAAACGUUACGAUGUGUUACUUGUUGGGGGCUUAAAAAGUUAA
Messenger RNA from Ceutorhynchus assimilis (cabbage seed weevil), 225 nucleotides. The record is from the annotation of a GenBank genome assembly. NCBI's taxonomy places the organism in Eukaryota, Metazoa, Arthropoda, Insecta, Coleoptera, Curculionidae.